GGCUCGGCUCACAUCAGCGAAAAACAGCUGCGGGGGAGACGAGCUGGCUGUGGCGCGAUAGUCGGCAACCCGCACCUCGGGGUGCACAUCCCGAGCCCGAUAGCACCAUCGUCCAACGCAGGACUACUGUGCACAGCAUCCUCGAGCCUUCUUGCCGGAAAAUGCGACUCAGAUCCCCGAUCGACUUCGCAUCGCGGUACCUCCGCGACCUGGAGCUGCAGCUUGUGCCCUACCAGGCGCUUUGGUGGUGGGCUUGGACGCCCAAGAUCCAGCGCCACGAACGAUACCAAGACGGCUAUUUCGAUGGUUAUGGCGAAUCCGAGGACGGUCAUGUCCCCCCCCUCGACAUCCGGCGCGCCGUGAAACACCCCUUUUGGCGCAAGGUCUACAAGGCGCUGCCCUAUGUCGACGUGGUACCCGUAAAGCGCCCAUGGGAGGAAAUGUCGGAGGAGCAACAACAACAGAGAAAGGACUUCGUCAUAAACUCGACGCGCUUCAUGUACGACGAGGGCAAGGCCCUAUACCCGCGGGACACGAUCCGUCAGAUCGAGGACCAACUCCAGGCGUACAAGAUCAAGAGUGACCAGCAAAUGGCGAGGGGCAAGGGCAAGAACAAGAGCAAGAACAGUCCAGUGACUAGGCUGCUGUCGCACUGCGAAGCUCCGCAGACGGCGUGGGUCAAGUUUACAGAUUUCGACGGCGUCGUGCAGCACCUGGGCACGUGGAUACCCGGCGCCACCAUGCACACGUCUUCCGGCCGCGUUGUCAGAUACGGCCGCUCGCAGGUCGAGUUCCGCACUAUCCAGGAGCUCACCAUGCCCGACCCAGACAACGACCGUGAAGAGUUCGUCGCGUGCCAGUGGCGCCCUUCCGUCGCUUACAACGCCAUCAAUGUCUGCAAGCGAAAUGCCCGCAGCGAAAUGUUUACUAUUUAUGGCGAGGAAGACGAACAGCUCGAUCCCGACCAACUCACCGAACGUCUCGAGGCGUACCGGGCCAAUGUUGCCGCCUCGGCCGAGUGGCGUGCCAUUGCAGAGUCUCUAACCGAGAGCAGCGAGGCACUGAAGAGCGUCGAUAAGGUCGUCUUCUUCUACAGUGCCGGCCUCAGCGACGACUGCGAUUUUUGCAAGCGAUCCAUGUUCAUUUUGGCCAUGGCCACGCGCCUGCGGGAGCUCAUCCUCGCCUCCCGCGGCGCCCAAAGCGACCACGACCACCGCCCGGCGUCUGACAGCCACGUCGACGGAACCACCAUCACGACGCAGGGAAACGAGAGCAUACCCAUCUACAUGCCGGAAAUCGACAUCGAGCGAACCUGGAAUCCCCACGAGACAGCGGUCCUCGCGAAGGCGGGCGUGGUACUAGUCGAGUCCAACGGCGAGCUGUUCCUCAAAAUCGACGAGCGCACGGCCGUCAUCUCGUACCGGCACUGGAACCCGGUAAAGCAGGUUGUGGCAGAUCUCGCUGUUCCAGCCGUCAUGAUCUGCAAGGCCACGCGCCACAACCCGUCUCUCGACUUUGCGUACAGAGAAGAGGAUCGGGAGGGGGAAAUCUUCCAGGUCCCCCGGGUCCGGGCAAGAGACCUUGGCAACUCAAUCGUGGCAACGGACCCAGACUCGCCGCGCACCAGGAAGCUGCUGGAUCAGUACGACAAGUUUGAGCUUCCCGAGCUGCCGGGGACUGAGGCGACGAAAGAAGCCAUCUCGUUCCACGUGCGGAGAAACAACGUUUCAACUGAGGUGGAGUACUGGUGAGGUUGUCACGUUGUGGCGUUUAUCUGACUGCAUUUAAUCUGCAAUACCCAAUUUAUUUACUCGUCUUUUUGGAAAAAGCCACCUAUGAGAAACGGCCGUUUUGGUCUGAGAUGCCCAGGCUGCAAAUAUUUUUGCAUUUCUUUUGGAUAUAUCAUUUAUUUUAUUAUUCCCUCUCAUCCUCAUGCUGGAUGUGGGUACUGCACACGGCAGCGAGGGGCCAGUAUUUGUACGCACGAUAGGAUAAAGGCCACAUUGGGAGCUUAGCGAGGCAUCUCCUCUCCACACUCGCCUACUCGUAGCUACGUGGUGCAAUGCUGAUAUGGGAUGGGAAGGGUUCUAGAUCAAUCGAUCCCGCUAUGCCGUAUGGUAUAUAGUGCAAACGUCACCAGGGCCCUGGCUGCUUGGAUUGCCGAGGCGUGAGC
Lasiosphaeria miniovina is the source of this 2173-nucleotide messenger RNA. RefSeq lists its product as uncharacterized. NCBI's taxonomy places the organism in Eukaryota, Fungi, Ascomycota, Sordariomycetes, Sordariales, Lasiosphaeriaceae. The record is from RefSeq and is a predicted model, not a curated record. Bases 162 to 1751 code for a protein of 529 amino acids. The transcript has a single exon.